Erinaceus europaeus (western European hedgehog) is the source of this 2502-nucleotide messenger RNA. RefSeq names its product coenzyme Q8A (gene COQ8A). The transcript is spliced from 15 exons. Gene Ontology annotation, cellular component: extrinsic component of mitochondrial inner membrane. Lineage: Eukaryota; Metazoa; Chordata; Mammalia; Eulipotyphla; Erinaceidae. Bases 176 to 2095 code for a protein of 639 amino acids. Gene Ontology annotation, molecular function: kinase activity. The record is from RefSeq and is a predicted model, not a curated record. Gene Ontology annotation, biological process: ubiquinone biosynthetic process.
CACGGCGGCGCAGCCAAUGUGCACGGCCCUGGUGGGCGGGGCCGCGGCGCUAGGUCCCCUUGCGCGGGCGAGUUGGUAAACAGAUCUCCAGCGCGUGGCGUGGCCGGCGCGGCGGCGAGUGCGCAAAGGUGAACCCGGACCCAGCUUCUUGCAGCCGCCCUGAAGCUUGGCCGCCAUGUUUGGGGACGCCAUCAUGGUCAUGAAAGGCCUCGCUAAGCUGACCCAGGCCACCGUGGAAACGCACCUGCAGCACCUGGGCCUCGGUGGGGAGCUGGUCAUGGCAGCCAGGGCCCUGCAGUCCACAGCAGUGGAGCAGAUCAGCAUGGUCUUGGGGAGAGUACAGGAUCAGGAGAAGCGGGAGGAGCCGUACCCUGAGAGCUUCGAUGACCCGGAAUCAGAGUUCCACUUCUCAGGCUCUGAGGCCCUGGGAGCCGAGAAAGACUUCUCCGAGGCCUCCUCCCCGGACCAGGCGCAGCACCAUGAGGGCCCUGCUCCUGCCUAUGUGGCUGGUGGGCCCUUUCAGGAAGCGGGCCACACAGGCCAGGCCACAUCCCCUCUGGGCAGGGUCCACGGGAGGCUCUUUGUAGACUUCAGGGACCCGUUCUCUGCCGUGGGCCUUCAGAAGAGGUUUUUCCACCAGGACCAGUCGCCUGUGGGGGGGCUCACGGCUGAGGACAUUGAGAAGGCCCGGCAGGCCAAGGCGCGCCCCGAGAGCAAGCCCCACAAACAGAUGCUGAGUGAGCGCGCUCGGGAGCGGAAGGUGCCCGUUACGAGGAUUGGGCGGCUGGCCAACUUUGGAGGUCUGGCUGUGGGCCUGGGCUUUGGGGCUCUGGCAGAGGUUGCCAAGAAGAGUCUCCGUCCUGAAGACCCUACAGGGAAGAAGGCCGUGUUGGAUUCUAGUCCCUUCCUGUCCGAGGCCAACGCCGAGCGCAUCGUGAGCACGCUGUGCAAGGUGCGUGGGGCGGCACUCAAGCUCGGCCAGAUGCUCAGCAUCCAGGAUGAUGCUUUCAUCAACCCCCAUCUUGCCAAGAUCUUCGACCGAGUGAGGCAGAGUGCAGACUUCAUGCCUCUGAAGCAGAUGAUGAAAACUCUCAACAAUGACCUGGGCCCCAACUGGCGGGACAAGCUGGAGUAUUUUGAGGAGCGGCCUUUUGCAGCAGCCUCCAUUGGGCAGGUGCACCUGGCCCGCAUGAAGGGUGGCCGGGAGGUGGCCAUGAAGAUCCAGUACCCCGGCGUGGCCCAGAGCAUCAACAGUGAUGUCAACAACCUCAUGACCGUGCUGAAUAUGAGCAACAUGCUUCCAGAAGGCCUGUUCCCCGAGCACCUGAUUGACGUGCUCCAGCGGGAGCUGGUCCUGGAGUGUGAUUACCAGCGGGAGGCUGCCUGUGCCCGCAAGUUCAGGGAGCUGCUGAAGGACCACCCCUUCUUCUAUGUGCCUGAGAUCGUAGAUGAGCUCUGCAGCCCACACGUGCUGACCACGGAGCUGGCGUCGGGCUUCCCGCUGGACCAGGCCGAGGACCUGAGCCAGGAGAUCCGCAAUGAGAUCUGCCACAACAUCCUGGUCCUGUGUCUGAGGGAGCUGUUUGAGUUCAACUUCAUGCAGACAGAUCCCAACUGGUCCAACUUCUUUUAUGACCCUCAGCUGCACAAGGUGGCCCUCUUGGACUUUGGAGCAACUCGGGAAUAUGACAGGUCCUUCACCGACCUCUACAUUGAGAUCAUCAGGGCUGCUGCUGACAGGGAUAGGGAGGCUGUGCUGAAGAAGUCCAUAGAGAUGAAGUUCCUCACUGGCUACGAGGUCAAGGCCAUGGAAGAUGCCCACUUGGAUGCCAUCCUCAUCCUGGGAGAGGCGUUUGCCUCGGAGGAAGACUUUGACUUUGGCACCCAGAGCACCACCGAGAAGAUCCACAGCCUGAUUCCCAUCAUGCUGAGGCACCGCCUUAUCCCGCCACCGGAGGAGACCUACUCUCUGCACAGGAAGAUGGGGGGGUCCUUCCUCAUCUGCUCGAAGCUCAAGGCCAGGUUCCCCUGUAAAGCCAUGUUCGAGGAGGCCUACAGCAACUACUGCAAGAGGAAGGCCACUGAGCAGCAAUAGUGCUGGCCCUGUGUGUGGUGGGCACCUGUUUGCAGGAGGCUGGUGUGGACGCCCCUCAGUUAAACCCCUUCGCCCGGCAAGAGGGUGGCUGGCUCUCAUGGGGAAAGGGUGCUUCUUUGGAGCCUGGUUGGCUGUGCUUAGACACUAUUUGCCUCGCUCAGUGGACUUGAGCUGAGAAGCACAAGAAUGGAAAUGAAACCCCAAGUUAUUUCGGGGCUAUGAAGUAACUCCAGGCAAAAAGCAACUUCAUUUUCUUUGUAAUGGGAGGUGUUUUGUUUUGUUUUUCCCUAAUGUGACGGUUGGAAUGUGAACUAGGAAAUGUGAGAGUAAGGCCCUUUGAAUCCCAGCCAUCAAAAAAAAAAACAAAGCAAACCCACCAAAAACAAAACAUCUUUUUUUGGAUUUUA